Octopus bimaculoides (California two-spot octopus) is the source of this 1970-nucleotide messenger RNA. Its product is annotated as neuromedin-U receptor 2. NCBI's taxonomy places the organism in Eukaryota, Metazoa, Mollusca, Cephalopoda, Octopoda, Octopodidae. Gene Ontology annotation, molecular function: G protein-coupled receptor activity. The record is from RefSeq and is a predicted model, not a curated record. Gene Ontology annotation, cellular component: plasma membrane. Gene Ontology annotation, biological process: G protein-coupled receptor signaling pathway.
GGAGCCUGGUGCUCUUGAUGGUCAUCGUCGCACUAGAUCAGUGGGAUUAUUUGAUUUGUCAAAGUUGGAAGCUCUCCUGUAGCAGAUUUAUAGCAUAAUCCGUAUAACAAUUCCUUGCCAGAGUCAUUCGAUGUGCUUUGAAGAAGAAGAAUUCUCGGACAUAAUUACUGAUGAAGUCACUAGUAAUAUUUGGAAAUCUAGAGUCUAUGUCGUUAAUGAUCGAGGGAACAUUACUUCAUAUUACUCAGCAGUGGACAAACAACAAGCAAAAUAUCUUUAUCCAAAAUAAUUUUUGAAUAUACUCACCAUCAUCACCAACAUCAUCAUUCGAAAGGCUUAUCUCCAACAGAACUUCCUUGCGAAGUCUUAAUGUGUGAUCUUGUCAUGACGAUGUUUUGUGUGCCACACUAGACAUUGUAUAUCAUCCUCUCAAAGAAUUUGCAUCCUGGCAAACAUCAUUACCAGAACAUUUUAAAGACGCGUAUCUUCCAACCGAAAUAAACAAUGGAUUUCAAUUGUAGCGAGCGAUGUAUUCUUGAAAUCAAAAAUACGGAAAAAUUUGAACUUUAUCUUCCCGUAAUAGUGUUCAUGGGUUUAUUAUUUCUAAUGGGCACUAUUGGUAAUAUUAUCGUUUUAAUGGUGUACAGCCAGAAAAAACGCAAGACUUCUUCUCAUUUCUUUAUCCUUACUUUAUCGAUUUUAGAUCUCUUCGGUUGCUUUUUUGGCAUCCCGACAGAAAUUGCAGAUCUGUGUAACCCGUAUCUGUUCGACGCUCCUUUCGCAUGUCGUCUGCUUCGUUUCACAUUGAGUGUGACGACAAUCAGUUCCGCCAUUGUAUUACUAGAAGUGGCUUUUGAUCGAUACUAUCGAAUAUGUAAGGUCGGCUUGCAGUACAGCCUUCGCAAAACGAAAUUGCUUUGUGUUGUUGCACUCUUCAUUGGAAUACUUUUAUCCUGGCCUUCUUUUGUCAUAUUCGGUAAAAAACGGGUAGAAGUCGUACCCGGUAUAUACGGCUCAGAUUGCUCCACUGACGACAGCGUUGACAAAAAAUAUCCGACGACUUAUUACGGUUUCUUGUUCCUCUUGUUCAUCAUUUGCACUGCUCUCAUCUUUGGCUUGUACGUCCGCCUGUCCUUGGAAGUGCGCAAGCGCAAAGAUCUGCAGAUUCACACGAAAUCUACCCAGCAACCCAUUUGUCCUUCCCAACGCGAUUCCGAAGAGCCUAGCGUUGUCGACUUAUCAGACGAAACCCCCGAAAACAACAAGCAGAGGAAAUAUUCGGCAGCCGUGAUCAAAGUUCCACGACAAGGACAACAAAUACGCGUCGGACGAACAACCGUGAUUUUAUUUGCAGUGUCCGUCAUUUUCGUCGUCAGUUACCUACCGUUUCUGAUUGCGAUGGUCGUUCGGAAUGUUUGGAAAGAUUUUGAAUCGAGUCUAAACCCUACCGCUGAGUUAAUCUAUAAAUUUUGUUUGAAAUCUUAUUUUCUCAAUAAUGCCAUCAAUCCAAUUGUGUACAGCUUCCUGAAUGUGAACUUCCGGCAAGAGAUCCCCCGCGCAGCAGCCAAUUGCUUUUGUAAAGGAUGUUGUAAAAGCUAGAGGAACGGGAGUAUUUAAAUGUGUGACAACACGAUUCAAACGAAGAAACAUAUCCAUAAUCAAGGAAAUAAAAUGAACGAAAACUUCUUUUUAUUUGUGAAAAUACGUGAUGUGUGUCGUCUUAGGAUGAGAACGAAGUGAAUGACACUGAACAAUAAAACACGAGUUAUUUAUAUGAAGCAUGGGAUAUAUCUGACCAAAAUGGUGGCUGCAUAUUACAAAUGUAUAUGUGAGCAUAGAUUGCAUGUAUAUGUAAGCGUGAUUCAGUGCAUACAUGUUAACUAUGCGUAAAUGUAUGCAUGAAUGGCUGGAAGUGAGUUUUACAGAAAUUUUAUAUGAAUCUCAGUCUCCCUGUGUAUUGUACAUGUAAU